AAAAAUAAUCGAGGAGAAGCCGAGAAGGCAAUACACCAUUCUGAGUUACCUCAUUAGUAUUUCAACAAAAAAGGCCCCUAUACAGUUCACUGGGCUCAGCACCAAUGCUCUGCACUGAUUACACAAGUGCAUUGUCAGCAUAAUUGUCAGUACGUUUGCACAGCGGUAUGCCUCCAAUAAUGCCAUGCGCCGAUAAUUACAAAAUACUAUGACUCAAAUGUAUUACACAAAACUACAAAAAUCAAAUAAUAUAUUUGAUUUUAUUUGUGUUAUAAAAUAGUAAAAGAUCACAACUUUUUAUUUUUCAUUUUCCCAAUUGUUCCAUCAGAGCUGGGAGUAAAAUUCAUUCACAUCGCGACAUGUUUUAUACAGUUUUAUAGUGCUGAAAUUUCGCAAAGUUACAGUUUUAUAAAUGCUUACCUUGGCGGAUCAUCGAACAAUAUCAUGCUUAAACCUGACAAAUCCAAAAAGGAAAAUGCUCGUAAAGACACAAAAACGGCAGAAAAGGAACGUUUAUUGAACGGAUAUGCACAGCCGCAGAAUUAUAAAACUGGUCGUGUUUACGUGUAUGGCAAGAACAAUUCUCAUUAUUGUCCUGAAGAUAGUGAUGAUGAAAACAUUGAAUUUGAAAUGAAUGAAAUACGAUCAAGGACUAGAUUGAACAAAGAAAAUGGCAAUAAAAAUAAUAGUAAUAGUGAAUUGAAAAAGAUUAGUGUUAUUGAAAGACCUGUGUUUCAGAAUGAUACUUUAUCAAAGUUUGCUUUGCAGUAUGGAUGCACGAUUGGUGAAUUAAAAACAACAAAUAAUCUGUUCAGUGAUCAAGACUUUUAUGCUCUGAAACAUAUAAAAAUACCCAUACAACCUCACAGUUUAUUGACUGAGCGAGUGCUAGCAGAAAAUAAAGAGGAGAAUGUCUCUCAAGUCAACAAUGAUUCCGGCUCUGAUUAUGAAGAUAUUGAUGGGAAAUCAAACACAAAUGUUAGAACCAUGAGCAUUAGUGCAAGUAUGAAGGACACGGAGAAAUUUCUAAUGAGAAUGGAUGAUGAUUUACAAAAAAUAUGUCAGAGUGUCUCAAACAGAGAGCCAGAUUUAGAACAUGUCACUAAAAAACUAACAACUCAAUGCAUACGCCCAAGAAAUAGAAAAAAUGAGACAGAAGAAUUAGGAUCAGUAUGGUCUGGUUGUGGCUGGAAAUCAGCUGUGGCAGUUUUUAUAUUUGUCGCAAUAGUCUUACCAUUGAUAUAUUUUAUAUAUGUAGAAAAAUUCAAAUCAUAGGCUAUGGAUGUUUGUAGAGUUAUUGUAAAAAGGUCAAAGAUGUGAUGAUAGAAAUUUUUUGACAAA
Messenger RNA from Xenia sp. Carnegie-2017, 1341 nucleotides. Its product is annotated as lysM and putative peptidoglycan-binding domain-containing protein 3-like. NCBI's taxonomy places the organism in Eukaryota, Metazoa, Cnidaria, Anthozoa, Malacalcyonacea, Xeniidae. Bases 445 to 1275 code for a protein of 276 amino acids. The transcript is spliced from 2 exons. The record is from RefSeq and is a predicted model, not a curated record.